CCUUUUUUCUUCUUCAUAAAAAACCCAACAAAGAUCUUCUUCCAAGUUCUCGAAUUUCAAUCUCUCUCUCUCUCAACUCUCGUGAUAAUGAAUUCAAUGUUCAGUGCCUUCGACGCCAUGUGUGCAGAGAUUAUGGGAAUAAAAGUCACGGCUGAUUCCUCCUUGUCUUAUGUCUGCAACCGCUCUGAACGCAAGAAUUCUGCUUCUUCCGGCGGCGGCGGCGGUCAAACCGCGUCUUCCCUCAAGAAAGAUGAAAAAGCUGCAAAUUCGGCGACGAAGCAACCACGGUUUGCUUUAGAACUCGACGGAAUUCAUUGCUUCGAGACCAUUGUUCGUUCUUGAUUCAACCAAGAAAACAAGAUUUUGCAGAGUCUUUUUUUCUUUUUUUCCUUUUUUUUUGUUCGAUUCCUUUAAUGUGAAUACAAAUUUUGGGAAAAUUCAGUUCUUGGUGACUGGUUCAUCUGUGUUGCGGUUUAUGGCUAAUUGCUCGUGUUUUCUUUUCUAAUUCUUAAAUAUGUAAAUAUUAAAAAAGAGUUUUUUGCUUCUUUUCUGAUUCUCUAUAAGCAAAUAUC
Molecule: messenger RNA, 572 nt
Organism: Eutrema salsugineum
Lineage: Eukaryota; Viridiplantae; Streptophyta; Magnoliopsida; Brassicales; Brassicaceae
Exons: 1
Coding region: 88-342 (84 amino acids)
Source: RefSeq, a predicted model, not a curated record